Messenger RNA from Loa loa (African eye worm), 580 nucleotides. RefSeq lists its product as hypothetical. The record is from RefSeq and is a predicted model, not a curated record. The transcript has 3 exons. Bases 29 to 334 code for a protein of 101 amino acids. NCBI's taxonomy places the organism in Eukaryota, Metazoa, Nematoda, Chromadorea, Rhabditida, Onchocercidae.
UUUAGCCUAAAUCAACGUCUUUGCUACGAUGCUUUCUGCUGGACUAUUUUUAUCCAUUAUUGCUGUGGUUGUAUUAAGCGAUGGUGAUGUGGAAACUGCAGUACGUGAAAUGACAACUACUAAAGAUGGAGCAACAUGGUGUCCAGUACCGGUCAUUGGUACGCAGUGUCCCGCAUCAAGCAUUUUCCAUUACUACAAAUGUUGCGGUACUGCUAACAAAGAAUGCUGUUUCAAUCUACAGACAUGGGUUAUUGUUGUUUUGGCAGUGGUUGCAGUAAUGAUGCUUGCAUCAUUCGUACUUUCAGUUCUUCGUUGCUUAUUCUGCCGCCGUUAAUUAAAUGUCACUUCUGAUGAAAUAUAUGUCAUUCAGCUAUGGAUUUCAAUUAAUUUGUUCUAUGCUUUUUUCUCAGCAAGUUAAUCUCUUAUUUUUUUAAUUUUAGAAUAAUUUGUAAUUCACUGAAAUGAAUUUUUAUGUUACGCUCAUUAAAAAUAUAUAUAAAGUAUUCUCCAAGUACCGCAAUGAGCUAACUUACUGUCACAUUUCAAUAGAUUGUUCUUUCUUAGGAGGGGGAAGUGCUGG